Malania oleifera is the source of this 1056-nucleotide messenger RNA. RefSeq lists its product as uncharacterized. The transcript has 3 exons. The record is from RefSeq and is a predicted model, not a curated record. Bases 117 to 767 code for a protein of 216 amino acids. Lineage: Eukaryota; Viridiplantae; Streptophyta; Magnoliopsida; Santalales; Ximeniaceae.
UUUUGUCUCUCUUUCUCUUUAAACCAAUACACAGCUCAUUGCAUCCCCUCUAUAGCCUCUCUCUCUCUCUCUCUCUCUCUCUCUCUCUAUCUGAGCAGGGAUACUGAUUGAAGAAAAUGCCUAGCUCUGCAGAUUCAUUUUUGAGGCAGCUAAGUGGGAAAGAGGCAUGGAAAUCUUCAUCAAGGAGAUGGGGCGGUGGGAGUAGCAAGAGGUUUGAUGGGUGCGGGAGAAGCUUGAAGCAGGUGGAAGGGCUGAACAUGUAUGGCAGCUACAUCGAUGGGCUUAGUAGUGAGGAGAAUGGAGGUGGGGGUUUGGGAAUGAGGAAGAGGGUGAUGGUGGUGGUGGAUAACUCUUCAUAUUCCAAGCACGCCAUGAUAUGGGCUCUCACUCAUGUCACUAACAAGGCUGAUUUGCUCACUCUCCUCCACAUCAUUCCCCCUUCACACUCGCACACAGCUUCUGACAGAGCUGCGUCUUCUUCUUCUAAUCCAGCUGACCUCGCUAGCUCUCUUGGGUCCCUCUGCAAGGCCUGCAAACCUGAGAUGUGGCCGGGAAGAGUGGUACUGAUGAUGGUUGAUGGAUCAGGUGGAGGUGGAAGCAUUGGUGAUACAGGGACCAAAGCUAGCGACGGUGAUGAGCCAGGUGAAGAAGCUGGAGGUUUCGGUGCUGGUGCUGGGGCAGAGGAAGCCCUCUUCGUUCCUCCACUGUCUAUGUGGAAGCAGCGGGGAAGAGGAUUUUGUGGAGCAGUGCAUCAACGGUACUGCUAAUACAGAGUGCUUGGCAAUUGGAGUGAGGAAACAGAGCAGAGGCGUCGGUGGCUACCUCAUCACCACCAGAUGCCACAAAAACUUCUGGCUCUUGGCCUAGUCCUAAUUAUAGUUACCAAGUACUAGCUGCAGUUGUUAAAGUUUGAGUCUAGUUUUAGUAAAUUGUGUAAUUGGUGUAUGAUCGCAAGUGGGGAAAGUGAAUAGGGUCCUUGGUUGCCUCUGAUACAUCCAUGGCCCAAUGUAACUAUGUAAGUACUAACUAGUUAGACAUUCAUCUUUUACUGACCAA